This is a messenger RNA of Sparassis crispa, 1296 nucleotides long. RefSeq lists its product as hypothetical. NCBI's taxonomy places the organism in Eukaryota, Fungi, Basidiomycota, Agaricomycetes, Polyporales, Sparassidaceae. The coding region runs from base 1 to 1296 and encodes 431 amino acids. The record is from RefSeq and is a predicted model, not a curated record. Gene Ontology annotation, molecular function: ATP binding; actin filament binding; microfilament motor activity. Gene Ontology annotation, biological process: vesicle transport along actin filament; actin filament organization. Gene Ontology annotation, cellular component: vesicle; actin cytoskeleton; myosin complex. The transcript has 3 exons.
AUGGGGUUCCCUGUAGACACGACUUUGUAUGCCUCGCGAGAUGGUUCGUGCAUCUGGGAUGAGGAUGCCGUGCGGUUGGAUCAGUUGAAGGUGGCGUUGAAGAACGUGGGAUUCUCGAAAAGACAUGUCGCGCAGAAGUGCCAGCUGGUUGCUGCUAUUCUCCAUCUGGGUAACCUGGAAUUCCAUACCGAUCGCUCUCGCAACGAAGACGCUGCUGUCGUGGGCAACACGGAUGUCCUCGAUAUCGUCGCAGAUUUCUUGGACGUGCAGCCGGAAGCUUUGGAGGCUGCGCUAUCGUACAGAACGAAGAUGGGGAAGAAGGAACUAUGUACAAUCUUCCUGGAUCCCGACGGUGCCUCUGAUAACCGAGACGAACUCGUGAAGCCGCUAUACUCCCUCCUGUUUGCAUGGUUGAACGAACACGUCAACCAACGCCUUUGCCACGACGACUUCAAUAUGUUCAUCGGACUGUUUGACUUACCCGGCCCCCAGAACAUGACUAGCCGGCCGAACUCCCUAGAUCAGUUCUGCGUCAACUUCGCUAACAAGCGGUUACAGAACUUCACACAGAAGAAGCUGUUCGAGCGCCACGUCUGCGAGUACACGACAGAGGGUAUCUCCCGCUUCGUUCUCCAGGUGCCGUAUUUCGACAACUCCGCGUGUCUCCGCUUAUUGCAGCACAAGCCUGGGGGUCUCAUUCGCGUCAUGGAUGACCAGGCGAGGCGUCAACGGACCACACCAUGCCCGAGUCGUUCGCGAAGCGAUGGGGCUGCUUUAGGCGCUCAGUUAUGGAAAUUCACCCACUAUGCGGGAGCUGUCCAACAUGCCGCCAAUCCCAUCACUUUCGAGUCUGCGACUACCGCCGGACUACAUGGGGCUGCCAACUCCCGACUGUGUCGAUCUCCUGAAGAUGAUCGACGGCGCGCAGAACGACAUUUCCAGAACGCGUAUAUGUCUUCCCUCGGGCCUGGCUCUGGCUCUGCUGCAGCUACCUCCACCCCUGCUACCGCGCCGACGUCCAUGCCUACCGCGUCGCUCACGUCCACUCCCGCAGCAGCGCCGCCGACCUCAGACAUGCCCGCCUCCUCCGCCUUCCUGUCCUUGACAUCCGCUCCGGCCUUCGUUAACUUCCCCGAGCCCUUACCCUCAGUGGCGCCGUCGUCCUCACCGAUCGCUCGACCUGCGGCCGUCCUCCAGUCUAGCUCUGCACCUGCACCCGUGGAAGCACAAUUUUCAAGUUCAACCUGCACACGGACAAGUGGACCAUCACCGCGCAGCUCUGCAUCGUGUGUCUGA